AGAAAUGAUGUGUCCCCCCGUUUUUUAACCGCGGCUGCAGGGGAAGCACCAAACCCUCCAGCCGGCCAUCUUGGAGCCCUCGCCAUAAAGCUUCCAGAACAUGAUGUAUGCCUCCGAGUCCAAACCCCGCAUUUGACCCUCCCCUCCACCCAAGCCAAGCCAAGCCAAGCAGCGCACCGCCCGGCCCCUCCCCCUCUCCCGCUAGGCCCGGAGGAUGAGCCGAGAAGCCCCCCGGCCCCCGAAGACGCCCGCCCUGGCACUCCUCAUCCUCUGCCUCGCGCUGGUGCCAAGCAGCCUGGGCAUGGAGGUCACAGCGCCUUUCACCAUCAGGGCCCUGAAUGGCUCCUCCAUCCGCCUCACCUGCACCUUCAACUCCUGCUACCAGGUGGAGAAGAAGCAGUUCUCCCUCAACUGGACCUACCAGGAAUGCGACAAUUGCACCGAAGAGAUGUUUCUACAGUUUAGGUUGAAGAUUGUUCCUAUGGAGCAGACCCGCUUUGGGGAUCGUGUGGAGUUCACCGGGAACCCCAUCAAGAACGACGUCUCCUUCACCCUCCACAACGUGCAGCUGGAUGACGAAGGGACCUACCACUGCUAUGUCAUGAACCCCCCUGACCGGCAGAAGGGACACGGAAAGAUCAGCCUGAUAGUGAUCACCGAAGAACCUCCCGAGCGGGACUCGACGGUGGCCGUGAUCGUGGGAGCCACGGUGGGAGGGUUCCUGGCCGUGGUCAUCCUAGUGCUGGUGGCUGUCAAAUGCGUGCGGCGCAAGAAGCAGCAGAGGUUGAACACGGACGACCAGAAGACGGAGGAGGAGGGCAAGACGGACGGCGAGGGCAACCCCGAUGAAGGCACCAAGUAGACUGGCGCCUGGCGGCCCGGAAUGGUCCCCUCCUGCACUCUGCCCCUCCGCCCUCCCGCAUCCAUGAGCUUCCUCUAAGGACUCUCCACUGGUGUCAGAAGUGUCGAGGUCCCUCCCUUCCCCACUUAAGCCUCUCCAUUGAGACCUUGCACGCAUAGCUGGGCAGGGUGCUGCACAGCAGAUCUUCCUCAUGCCCCUCUGUGGAAGAAUUCCAGGGCCAAAAAGUUGGGGGGGGGGGUUGCAAAGGGAGGAUUUGAGGGUCGAGAGCAAGGGCUCGCCUCCCAACUUGCCACAGGAAAGGUCUUGACCUUUUCCUCCUGCCCCUGCUGUUGGUCCUCUCUGCCCGGCGCCUCCAAGGAUGGUGGAAAGGCAGGAUCUUUUCC
Molecule: messenger RNA, 1245 nt
Organism: Lacerta agilis (Sand lizard)
Lineage: Eukaryota; Metazoa; Chordata; Lepidosauria; Squamata; Lacertidae
Gene: SCN2B
Product: sodium voltage-gated channel beta subunit 2
Exons: 4
Coding region: 215-862 (215 amino acids)
Cellular component (GO): membrane
Source: RefSeq, a predicted model, not a curated record